Saccharomyces mikatae IFO 1815 is the source of this 189-nucleotide messenger RNA. RefSeq lists its product as uncharacterized. The transcript has a single exon. The coding region runs from base 1 to 189 and encodes 62 amino acids. The record is from RefSeq and is a predicted model, not a curated record. NCBI's taxonomy places the organism in Eukaryota, Fungi, Ascomycota, Saccharomycetes, Saccharomycetales, Saccharomycetaceae.
AUGGCCCACAAUGACUUUGUAUGUCUGGCUUCCUUGGAUCUUACCCCGCCACGCCUUAGUAGUGAGACAAACGGAAAUCCGUGUCAUUUUCUCUCACACAAGCACCUGCGUGCGCCUGGUAAUCGCAGAAUUCUUAUUGUCCGGUUUUCUUAUGGGCAUAAUCAUCAUCAUCGUCACCACCACUGCUGA